Molecule: messenger RNA, 1160 nt
Organism: Punctularia strigosozonata HHB-11173 SS5
Lineage: Eukaryota; Fungi; Basidiomycota; Agaricomycetes; Corticiales; Punctulariaceae
Exons: 5
Coding region: 1-1020 (339 amino acids)
Source: RefSeq, a predicted model, not a curated record
AUGUCGUCCAUUGGCCCGGAGAUCCCAGCUCACAUCCUCGCAGCAGGUGCCACCCGGUCUGAAAGUCUUUCUAGAUCAGAUGCUGAAGGACCAGAACGCCCUCGUACUGGUACAGUGCUAUCUCGAGAAAAGGACGAUGCCCCACGGCCGACUCCUGCUACCGUGAAACCUCCGCCGGACGACGAGGACGACGACGAGGAUGACUACGUGCCGAUGUUACCGCCGGAUCUUGCUGUAUCGAGAGGUGGUGCUGGAGGUUCGAGUACUGCAUCGAAACGACUGGUGGGACCUGCCAUGCCACCUGGUUUCGGCCAGCCCAUGCAUAGCGCGCCUGGGUACGGCGACGAGGACGAUGACGAAGAUGACGAUUUCGGCCCCCGACCUCUUCCUGCGGGCUAUGGCGCAGAAAAGAAGGAUGCGGUGACGGAGUUCAUGGAAAGGGAGGAGCGGAUGAGGAAGGCGGCGGAGGUAAGUCGGGAUCUUACUGAAGCUGCAAAGCCCAAGAAACUGGAACGUGACGAGUGGAUGCUCAAGCCGCCUUCGUCUUCAGGCCUCCUUGCCACUCUCGACCCCACAAAACUCAGCCGACCUCGCAAGUUCAACACGUCUACCAAAACAUCGGGCACGAGAGACACGGACAACUCGCUUUGGACGGAGACGCCCGCCGAGCGUCAGCAGCGGCUCGCCGACGAAGUGUCCGGAAAACGGCGGCGGGUCGAGAACGCGUCGACGAACGACGAGGACGCGGUCAAUGCCGCCAAGAAGGCGAGACGGGACGCGGAGAUCCGGAGGGGCGUCGAAGAGUAUACCCGUACUAGCCGGGGCGACACCCUCCUCGCGAAGCACGCCAAGCGCGAAAACACGACGAAGGAGGAGGAGUUCAAGGGCAUCUGGGACCGCGAUCGCGAUCUGGGCAUGGGCGGUCGACUGAUGGACGACAAGACGCGCAGUCGCAUUAUCAAGGAUUCUGCGGGACUGAAAGAUCGCUUUGGGACGGGGAGCAGUGGUGGGUUCCUGUAGGCUAUCUUACAGAGCGCAAACCUUCGUAGGCGACUUAGAAGGUGUAUGCUGUCAACGCUCGACGAUCUGUCGCGUGGUCGCGAAAAUGCUUGCGUUAUGUACUCGUACUCGUCAUAUCCGUGUUAUUCAGCGAAGUCAAC